CCUAAACAUCGCGAUGCUACGAGAGUUGCAAGGAGCUUUUUUGGCGAGCACGCCAGUCAGAGGCAGAGCAGGCAGAGGUGCGCUGGACACCGCUGAGGCUCGCGCUGUUUGGCGACUUUAAUAUCUGUGACCAGACGGCUCAUCCGGACGCGAUGGUUCUGACCGCUUUGACCCAGUUCGGCUGCAAGGUGAAUGUUGAUGACACCAUUGAAAUGUUACCAAAAUCAAGAAGAGCUCUCACCAUUCAAGAGAUUGCUGCAUUAGCGCGAUCAUCCCUGCACGGUAUUUCCCAGGUAGUGAAGGACCAUGUGACGAAGCCUACAGCAAUGGCUCAGGGCAGAGUGGCCCACCUGAUAGAGUGGAAAGGCUGGUGCAAGCCUAUCGACACUCCAGCAGCCCUGGAAUCAGACUUCAACUCUUACUCCGACCUCACUGAGGGAGAACAGGAGGCACGCUUUGCUGCCGGUGUGGCGGAGCAGUUCGCUAUAGCAGAGGCUAAGCUGAGGGCCUGGUCCUCCGUGGACGGCGACGAGUCCAACGAUGACUCAUAUGACGAGGACUUUCUGCCUGCCAACGAGCCAACCACACAGAGCACAGAUGUGCCAUCAUAUCCUCCCUACUUGAAGGACCUGAUCCACAGCCAGCUCUGCCAGCACCUGGGCCUGCGAGGGCCCUGUUGCGAGGGUGGAGGAGGAGGUGGAGAGGGGGGUGGCAGUGGAGAGCCCUCCCCCACUGCGGGCUCCCCGGACACCCUGUGCUCCAGCCUCUGCAGCCUGGAUGAGCAGCACCCGCUGCUGCGCGACCUGGGCGGCCACCGCGGCACCCACUCCCACAGCAACGCCGCCGAGCUCGCCGCCAAGAUCCUGUCAGCGCUGCAGGGAGGGGAGGAGCUGCUGCUGGCCCGACUUCAGAGGGUGGGGCAGAGCGGGUCUGGCGGGGGAGACUGCGGGUUCCACAGCCUGGGCGGGGGAGGGCGGGGUAUCAGGCCCUGCAGGGGUCAGGACUCUCCUUGCUACUCCAUGUCUUACUCUGAGACAUACCUGUCACCCGGCGAGGAUGACGACAGCCCCUGCAAGGACUAUGGGAGCACUGUGUGCCAGGUGGAGGCGGAGGGCAACGGAGUGGAGUACCCACCCGACUACGACCCACGCAGGAGGGUCUCCGACGUGGCUUCCUCUGGGGUUGUGUCUCUGGAUGAGGAGGAUGAAGAUGAGGAGGAGAGGGCGGGAGAGCCAAACAACCAAUGA
Messenger RNA from Chelmon rostratus (copperband butterflyfish), 1247 nucleotides. RefSeq lists its product as uncharacterized. Lineage: Eukaryota; Metazoa; Chordata; Actinopteri; Chaetodontiformes; Chaetodontidae. Bases 153 to 1247 code for a protein of 364 amino acids. The transcript is spliced from 5 exons. The record is from RefSeq and is a predicted model, not a curated record.